Messenger RNA from Coprinopsis cinerea okayama7#130, 657 nucleotides. RefSeq lists its product as hypothetical. The coding region runs from base 1 to 657 and encodes 218 amino acids. The transcript has 3 exons. The record is from RefSeq and is a predicted model, not a curated record. NCBI's taxonomy places the organism in Eukaryota, Fungi, Basidiomycota, Agaricomycetes, Agaricales, Psathyrellaceae.
AUGUCGAAGACAGAUUGGUUGCUGGCGAAGAAGACGGCGAGAGAAGAGCGGGGCAUGAUAGGCACCGGUGAUGACAACGACGACAGAUAUUUGGCUAUUCGUGGGUACGGCGUUGGAAAAGCGGAGGAGAUCGAGGAGAAUCGAGAUGUUGAGCGAGCUGUUGUCGUGGCCGGCGACCUAUUCAAGCCUUACGAUUACCAUUACGACGUUCUCGAAGUCCUGAAAUUUCUCAUGCCAACCCUUGCGUGCCUCCUCGAACACCGCGAUGCUGCCGACGGAAUUGUGAAUCUGUCACCAAAAAAGGUUAUAUUUUGGGCACGAACAGAAAGGAUUCUUGACCUGUACCUGACAGAGCAACUGGUUGGACCAAAGACUUCCUACGAGGAUCGAAUGGUGUACUACAAGACAUUCCUGGAGGAGGGCGCGCGAAACAUGAUCAUCGGAAGAGCUAUUCUGAAGUCGCACAGAAAGAGGUCGAUGGAGGAGGACACAGAGUACAUCGUCCAUUACCGACAUAAGAAGUUCAUAGAUCAUUACCUUGUUGAUGCAGAGUGGCGGCUGGCUAAGCGCCGGGAAGAGGUACGCCUUCGCCUCAAAUUGGCAUUCCUACGCGGCUUCUCUCGGGAGCAGCAGCGAGUUGCCAUCAUGCUCCCGUAG